UCAGCUAAGCAGAGAGGGAUUGAUAACGAGAGUGAAGCGAUAGCGAAUGGGCGUGUGAGACAGGACUUUUCUGUCGUGACGGGCUUGUUUGUUGAUCUCUUCGUGUUUAACUUGGGAUUGUUCUGAAUUUGAUUGUUCUGAAGAGAUGGACGCGAACAGCGAGCAGCCGGCCGCAAUCGCGGCCACCGAGUCCGCCUCCGCCAACGAGCAGGAGCACAAUGACGAGGCAAUGGAGGAAACAGAGGAGUACAACUACGAGGGCGACGAUUACAGGCAUUUCAUGCCGCGUGGCCGCGGCGGCUUUCGGGGUCGUGGCAGAGGUGGGUUUGAUUUCCCUAUGAGAGGUGGGUCCCCAAGGUUUAGAGGAAGAGGAUUCGGACCACGUGGGCCAAUGUUCCGUGGAGCAAAUAAUGGAUUUCCUUUCGAAGCUCCACCAAGGCCAAAUUGUCCACCUGGUCCAGCAGGACCAAGAUUCCGAGGACCACCGCCGUUUGAUCCCAGCUGGGGACCAAUGGGACCUCCUAAUUUCAUGGGACCUCCAAAUUUAAUGGGACCUCCAGGAAUGCCACCACCACAUAUGAUGAAUGGCCCUAUGGGUGCAGGACCAGGUCCAUAUGGACCACCACCUGGAAUGGGACCACCUAACAUGAACAGCAUUCCAGGACAACAGCAGCCACCCCAACAAGCACAACAGCAAGCAAACAUUCCAGGUCUAGAUCUCAAUGGAGAAGUGUGGGUAGAGACGAAAGCGGCUGAUGGCAAGUCGUAUUAUUACAAUAUUCGUACGAGAGAUACCACAUGGACUAAACCAGAGGGACCAAAUGUAAAGGUCAUGGUACAAGAUCAGUUGGAACAGUUAGUACAUGGCGCGUCAAAACAAGCGGCAACACGUUCUACCACACCUACUCCAUCAAGUAGUACACCGACCAAGAUUAGUGAAAAUAGAAUUCCUCAAGGCGGUGAACAAUCGUCUUCUAAUAAUACAGAUGCUAUUAAUCAAUUGAGUACGGCACCUCCUGGUACCGGACCACCACCUACAUUAAAUGAUGCACCGGAUGUUAAUAACCAAACAUCUGAAACAAAUCAAUCAAACGGCACAGCACCCACAACAGUUACCAACACGCCACCGAUAAAUACACCGACAGUAAAUACAAACAUAAUGCAACCGCCGCCAAAUAUGAUCCCUAUGCAGCAUAGAAUGCCAAAUCAGUUUGGUAAUCCGAUCGCAACGCAAUUCGGAGCAACGCCCUUCGGAAUGCCACCGCCUGGUUUCCAACCUUUUGGCGGUUAUGGGCCACCACAAACAAAUUGGGGUAUGCCACAAAUGCCUCAUGGUGUAAUGACACCUCAAGCGCCUGCUGAAGAUCCUGCUAUACUAGCACAACUUGAUUCUGAAUUAGUAGCAGCUGCUAUGGUCUGGACCGAGCAUCGUGCACCAGACGGUAGAUUUUAUUACUACAACAGUAAAGCAGGAGAAUCAGUAUGGGAAAAACCACAAGCCUUGAAAGAUCUAGAAAAUGCGAAAUUAACAUUACGGCAGAAAAAUGAAGAAGCAAGUGCUGUUUCUACCACCAAUACCACCGUUACAACUACUGUUGUUACCAACAAUAGUACUACUACGGUUGAACCUAGCAAACAAGACAAGCCGCCAGAGAAUGUUCAAGAAACCAAAGAUAGUACAAAAGAUGUUGAUAACGCUAAACCGAAGAAAGAGGAAAAUACUGCAAAGGAACCUGCAAAACCUCAAGACAAGUCUAGACCAAUUUCCAGUACGCCAGUGCCUGGAACUCCAUGGUGCGUCGUUUGGACGGGAGAUGGACGGGUAUUUUUCUACAAUCCUUCUUCGAGGAUAUCAGUUUGGGAAAGGCCGGAUGAUCUUGUUGGCCGUCAAGAUGUGGACAAGAUGAUUUCAACGCCACCAGAUGCGAUUGGUGCUACAAAACCAGCACGUCAAUCGGAUACUAGUGAGAGUAGCGAUGAUGAUCAGCCCACACCAGCCAAAAAGAUGAAACACGAAGAUACCAAAACCACACCCAUUAAGGAAGAAGAAGAAAAGGAAGGAAAAAAGACCAUCGACAUCGGUAAGGAAGCUGCGAUAGAGGCCGAAGUGAGAGCAGCGAGGGAGAGGGCGAUAGUUCCAUUGGAAACGAGGAUCAAAUCAUUCAGAGAUAUGCUUGCGGAAAAAGAUGUAUCUGCAUUCAGUACUUGGGAAAAGGAACUUCAUAAAAUAGUAUUUGACCCACGCUAUUUACUUCUAACGUCAAAGGAAAGGAAACAAGUCUUCGAGAAAUACGUAAAGGAGAGAGCGGAAGAAGAAAGACGAGAAAAGAGGAAUAAGAUGAAAGAACGAAAAGAACAAUUCCAGAAGCUUUUAGAAGAGGCAGGACUUCAUGGAAAAUCAUCAUUUAGCGAUUUUGCUCAAAAACACGGAAGGGAUGAACGGUUUAAGAAUGUAGAAAAGAUGCGCGAACGAGAAAGCCUUUUCAACGAAUAUCUUCUGGAAGUGCGAAAGAAGGAGAAAGAGGAAAAAACAGCGAAACGAGAACAGGUAUUUCCACCACCACAUAUGAUGAAUGGCCCUAUGGGUGCAGGACCAGGUCCAUAUGGACCACCACCUGGAAUGGGACCACCUAACAUGAACAGCAUUCCAGGACAACAGCAGCCACCCCAACAAGCACAACAGCAAGCAAACAUUCCAGGUCUAGAUCUCAAUGGAGAAGUGUGGGUAGAGACGAAAGCGGCUGAUGGCAAGUCGUAUUAUUACAAUAUUCGUACGAGAGAUACCACAUGGACUAAACCAGAGGGACCAAAUGUAAAGGUCAUGGUACAAGAUCAGUUGGAACAGUUAGUACAUGGCGCGUCAAAACAAGCGGCAACACGUUCUACCACACCUACUCCAUCAAGUAGUACACCGACCAAGAUUAGUGAAAAUAGAAUUCCUCAAGGCGGUGAACAAUCGUCUUCUAAUAAUACAGAUGCUAUUAAUCAAUUGAGUACGGCACCUCCUGGUACCGGACCACCACCUACAUUAAAUGAUGCACCGGAUGUUAAUAACCAAACAUCUGAAACAAAUCAAUCAAACGGCACAGCACCCACAACAGUUACCAACACGCCACCGAUAAAUACACCGACAGUAAAUACAAACAUAAUGCAACCGCCGCCAAAUAUGAUCCCUAUGCAGCAUAGAAUGCCAAAUCAGUUUGGUAAUCCGAUCGCAACGCAAUUCGGAGCAACGCCCUUCGGAAUGCCACCGCCUGGUUUCCAACCUUUUGGCGGUUAUGGGCCACCACAAACAAAUUGGGGUAUGCCACAAAUGCCUCAUGGUGUAAUGACACCUCAAGCGCCUGCUGAAGAUCCUGCUAUACUAGCACAACUUGAUUCUGAAUUAGUAGCAGCUGCUAUGGUCUGGACCGAGCAUCGUGCACCAGACGGUAGAUUUUAUUACUACAACAGUAAAGCAGGAGAAUCAGUAUGGGAAAAACCACAAGCCUUGAAAGAUCUAGAAAAUGCGAAAUUAACAUUACGGCAGAAAAAUGAAGAAGCAAGUGCUGUUUCUACCACCAAUACCACCGUUACAACUACUGUUGUUACCAACAAUAGUACUACUACGGUUGAACCUAGCAAACAAGACAAGCCGCCAGAGAAUGUUCAAGAAACCAAAGAUAGUACAAAAGAUGUUGAUAACGCUAAACCGAAGAAAGAGGAAAAUACUGCAAAGGAACCUGCAAAACCUCAAGACAAGUCUAGACCAAUUUCCAGUACGCCAGUGCCUGGAACUCCAUGGUGCGUCGUUUGGACGGGAGAUGGACGGGUAUUUUUCUACAAUCCUUCUUCGAGGAUAUCAGUUUGGGAAAGGCCGGAUGAUCUUGUUGGCCGUCAAGAUGUGGACAAGAUGAUUUCAACGCCACCAGAUGCGAUUGGUGCUACAAAACCAGCACGUCAAUCGGAUACUAGUGAGAGUAGCGAUGAUGAUCAGCCCACACCAGCCAAAAAGAUGAAACACGAAGAUACCAAAACCACACCCAUUAAGGAAGAAGAAGAAAAGGAAGGAAAAAAGACCAUCGACAUCGGUAAGGAAGCUGCGAUAGAGGCCGAAGUGAGAGCAGCGAGGGAGAGGGCGAUAGUUCCAUUGGAAACGAGGAUCAAAUCAUUCAGAGAUAUGCUUGCGGAAAAAGAUGUAUCUGCAUUCAGUACUUGGGAAAAGGAACUUCAUAAAAUAGUAUUUGACCCACGCUAUUUACUUCUAACGUCAAAGGAAAGGAAACAAGUCUUCGAGAAAUACGUAAAGGAGAGAGCGGAAGAAGAAAGACGAGAAAAGAGGAAUAAGAUGAAAGAACGAAAAGAACAAUUCCAGAAGCUUUUAGAAGAGGCAGGACUUCAUGGAAAAUCAUCAUUUAGCGAUUUUGCUCAAAAACACGGAAGGGAUGAACGGUUUAAGAAUGUAGAAAAGAUGCGCGAACGAGAAAGCCUUUUCAACGAAUAUCUUCUGGAAGUGCGAAAGAAGGAGAAAGAGGAAAAAACAGCGAAACGAGAACAGGUAAAAAAGGAAUUCUUUACGAUGCUACGUGAGCACAAAGACAUCGACAGGCAUUCGCAUUGGAGCGAUUGCAAGAAAAAGUUGGAAACGGAUUGGAGAUACAGAGUCGUAGAGUCAGCAAGCACGCGGGAAGAUUGGUUUAGAGAUUACGUUCGUCUGCUGAAGGAUGAGCGGAAAAAGGAAAAGGAGAAAGACAAAGACCAUCGGCACAGAGAGAAAGAUCACAAGACGGACAAGAAGGACAGAGAUCGUAAGGAUUCGGAUAAAGGUAAAGAAACAAAGUCCGGCAAGGACAAAGCUGAUAAAGACAGUACAAGGGAGAAAAAACAACGAAAAAACGACGCAUCCCUAGAGGAAAGCGAAAGAGAGAAAAAAGAGAUGCUGGUAGAAAAAGAGAGCAGAGAAGUUGAAGAAGGUGAAGACAAAAGCGUUAAAAAGGAAAAUGAUAAGGAAGAGGGAGAUGACCAUUCCGAUUCGGAGGAGGAUCGUGAGAAACAGAAAAGGGAACGUGAAAGACGAGCGGAAGUUAGUCUUAGAGAGAGAGAGAGAGAAGUGCAAAGGACUCUAGCUACACAUCUUCGCGAUAGGGAUAAGGAAAGACAACAUCAUCGCCACACAGAGGCGGUUCAACAUUUCAGCGCUCUUCUUGCUGAUUUGGUAAGAAAUGGUGAUCUGGCAUGGAGAGAAGCGAAACGACAAUUGAGAAAGGACCAUAGAUGGGAGUUGGCGGAAAGCUUGGAUCGCGAGGAGAAAGAACGAUUGUUUAAUGAACACAUUGAACAAUUGGGCCGCAAAAAACGCGAUAAAUUUCGAGAAUUACUCGACGAAGUAGGCGCAUCGACUGAAUUAACGGCAUCUUGGAAAGAUAUUAAAAAAUCAUUGAAAGAUGAUCCUAGAUACUUGAAGUUUUCUUCUAGUGAUCGAAAAUGCGAGAAAGAGUUUAAGGAAUAUAUUAAGGACAAGCUUGUCGCUGCCAAAGCUGAUUUCAGAGAGCUUCUGCAAGAAACAAAACUGAUCACUGACAAAACGUACAAAAGAGUUCAAGAGAAUAGCUCACAUCUAGCAGAGAUUGAAGAAAUUCUUCGAAAGGAUCGUCGAUUUCUUGUGCUUGAGGCUACAGCCGCUGAACGGACUCGAUUAUUAAUGGGCUAUCUGGAAGAAUUAGCACGUAGAGGCCCUCCACCACCUCCUACUGCUUCAGAACCAUCGAGAAGAUCAACUACUAAUUGAAGAAUGAUCUACAUCGAAAUAUGAUACCCCUAUGACACAUAACAGUAACAGAAAUGAAUGAAUUUAUAGCUGUAGUUAAAUUGAAUUACUUUACACACGAAUUUAUCGCCUGUAUAGGAUUCAAUAAAAUUUAAUGAAUGCCAAUUCUAUAAAAUUGAGAUUGUAUUGCAU
Molecule: messenger RNA, 5938 nt
Organism: Cyphomyrmex costatus
Lineage: Eukaryota; Metazoa; Arthropoda; Insecta; Hymenoptera; Formicidae
Product: transcription elongation regulator 1
Exons: 28
Coding region: 146-5767 (1873 amino acids)
Cellular component (GO): nucleus
Molecular function (GO): transcription coregulator activity; RNA polymerase binding
Source: RefSeq, a predicted model, not a curated record